AUGACAUCCAACAUAACCCUCUCAACCCUCCCCUUCAUAACCCGCGAAACCCUCGCCUCAAAACUCAAACCCAGCCCCUCCCCUACCCCCCCUAACACCACCACCCCCUCCAUCGCCAUAAUCGACGUCCGAGACUCCGACCACAUCGGCGGCCACAUAAAGGGUAGCACAUGGAUCCCCAGCUCAACACUCGAGUAUAAAACCCCUGAACUAGUGCGCACACUGAAAGAUAAAGAUGUUGUUGUUUUUCAUUGUGCGUUGAGUCAACAGAGGGGGCCUGGGGCGGCGUUGAGGUAUUUGAGGGAGAAGGAGAGGUUGGGUGUGCUUGGGGGGAAGGCUGGGGGAGAGGGAGAGGGGGGGAAGGAGAAAGAUGGGGGGCAGAGGGUUUAUGUACUCAAAGGUGGGUUUACGGAGUGGCAGGAGAAAUAUGGGGAGGAUGGAGAGUUGACGGAGGGGUAUGAGAGGGAUGUUUGGGAGUUUGGGUCGUAG
This is a messenger RNA of Pyrenophora tritici-repentis Pt-1C-BFP, 489 nucleotides long. The record is from RefSeq and is a predicted model, not a curated record. NCBI's taxonomy places the organism in Eukaryota, Fungi, Ascomycota, Dothideomycetes, Pleosporales, Pleosporaceae.